This is a messenger RNA of Nymphalis io (European peacock), 482 nucleotides long. RefSeq names its product dolichol-phosphate mannosyltransferase subunit 3 (gene Dpm3). Gene Ontology annotation, cellular component: dolichol-phosphate-mannose synthase complex; endoplasmic reticulum membrane. Bases 125 to 403 code for a protein of 92 amino acids. The transcript is spliced from 2 exons. The record is from RefSeq and is a predicted model, not a curated record. Gene Ontology annotation, biological process: GPI anchor biosynthetic process. Lineage: Eukaryota; Metazoa; Arthropoda; Insecta; Lepidoptera; Nymphalidae.
UUUGACAAAUAUUAUCAAAACAAAAUAUUGAUUGAGUUCAGUGCUAUAUUUUUAUUUCUGUUGCUACUGUUGCACUUAUCUAAUAAACCUAAUAUUGUUACACAUUUAUAAUACAAAAAGAACAAUGACGAAACUUCUGGAAUGGAUGUCAAUGACUUCAGCUAUUUUGGCAGUGUGGUGUUCUCUCGUUGGUGGCUAUGUGAAACACAAAUUCAUUGAUGAAAAUAUGAAUUUUAUUGUAGUAUCACCAAUCAUAUUUAUUAUUUUAUUUGGCCUUUAUGCCGUUACUGUUGUAUUGUAUAGAACAUUUACAUUUAAUAACUGUGAGGAAGCAGCUGUACAGUUAAAGGCUGAAAUUAACGAGGCAAAGAAAGACUUAUAUGAUAAAGGAUUGAGAUGGUAAAAUAAAAAUUCCAGCUAAGUUUAAGAAAUUCCAUUUGAGUAUUUAUUUGUUUCAUAUUAAAUAUACUAUUUUUUAUUUA